Molecule: messenger RNA, 830 nt
Organism: Tarenaya hassleriana
Lineage: Eukaryota; Viridiplantae; Streptophyta; Magnoliopsida; Brassicales; Cleomaceae
Product: stress enhanced protein 2, chloroplastic
Exons: 2
Coding region: 64-672 (202 amino acids)
Biological process (GO): cellular response to high light intensity
Source: RefSeq, a predicted model, not a curated record
AUAUAUUUCUCAAGAGCCUCAUCCUUUAGAUUCCCGGGAUCGUUGGAAUCAAUAACCGCUCCCAUGGCCACCGUGGCGCGUCUGAUCCGCUGUCAGUUACCACGGUCGAGAUCGGUGGUUCCGAGGAGCCAAUCAUCGGAGCCGAUUCAGCAGCUCCAGGUUCAGCGGUCAAGAUCCGGCGAUCUGGUCGAGAAUGGGAAUAUCGUGCUGCAGCCGAGGCUUUGCACGCUGCGAUCGUACGGUUCAGAUCGAGGUCCGGUGAUUGUCGCCAGAAGAGACGGCAGCGGGGACGGCGGAGCUGCGGUGGAGGAGGCGUCUCCCUUUUUUGAGACACUAUCGGAGUACAUAGAGAGCUCGAAGAAGAGCCAGGACUUCGAGAUCAUCACCGGCCGAAUCGCCAUGAUCGUAUUUGCAGCGACGGUAACGGAGGAGAUUGUGACGGGGAAUUCGGUGUUCAAGAAACUGGACGUGGAAGGGCUAAGCGAAGCAAUAGGGGCGUGUUUGGGAGCGAUGGGAUGCGCCGCCAUAUUCGCAUGGUUAACCAUCGCUCGGAACAGAGUCGGAGGGAUCUUCACAGUGAGCUGUAACUCGUUCAUCGACUCGUUGAUCGAUCAGAUCGUCGACGGGUUGUUCUACGAGAGCGAGCUCAGUGAUUGGGCCGACGAUGUCUAGACAUAGUUGCUAUAAUGUACACACGCACACAUAUAUACUCAUAAUACAGUGCUCAUCUUCGCCAGAGAGCCCGUUAUGCGUGCGAUCACACUCUUCAUAUAUGUAAAACUGCAAAACUUACAUACUGGGCGUUCAAAUCAGACGAAGAUUUUUCUGCU